Messenger RNA from Entelurus aequoreus (snake pipefish), 2301 nucleotides. RefSeq lists its product as uncharacterized. The coding region runs from base 1220 to 2167 and encodes 315 amino acids. Gene Ontology annotation, molecular function: estradiol 17-beta-dehydrogenase [NAD(P)+] activity. Gene Ontology annotation, biological process: estrogen biosynthetic process. The transcript is spliced from 6 exons. Gene Ontology annotation, cellular component: cytoplasm. The record is from RefSeq and is a predicted model, not a curated record. Lineage: Eukaryota; Metazoa; Chordata; Actinopteri; Syngnathiformes; Syngnathidae.
GUACCCACAAGCUUUAUAGAUCCAACAUAAGUUAAGAACCACUGUACCCACAAGCUUUAUAGAUCCAACAUAAGUUAAGAAGCACUGUACCCACAAGCUUUAUAGAUCCAACAUAAGUUAGGAACCACUGUACCCACAAGCUUUAUAGAUCCAACAUAAGUUAAGAACCACUGUACCCACAAGCUUUAUAGAUCCAACAUAAGUUAGGAACCACUGUACCCACAAGCUUUAUAGAUCCAACAUAAGUUAAGAACCACUGUACCCACAAGCUUUAUAGAUCCAACAUAAGUUAAGAACCACUGUACCCACAAGCUUUAUAGAUCCAACAUAAGUUAAGAACCACUGUACCCACAAGCUUUAUAGAUCCAACAUAAGUUAAGAACCACUGUACCCACAAGCUUUAUAGAUCCAACAUAAGUUAAGAACCACUGUACCCACAAGCUUUAUAGAUCCAACAUAAGUUAGGAACCACUGUACCCACAAGCUUUAUAGAUCCAACAUAAGUUAGGAACCACUGUACCCACAAGCUUUAUAGAUCCAACAUAAGUUAGGAACCACUGUACCCACAAGCUUUAUAGAUCCAACAUAAGUUAGGAACCACUGUACCCACAAGCUUUAUAGAUCCAACAUAAGUUAGGAACCACUGUACCCACAAGCUUUAUAGAUCCAACAUAAGUUAAGAACCACUGUACCCACAAGCUUUAUAGAUGAACACUUAGUCAGCCUCAGCCUGGCAGCCAAUCAGCUUGCAGAUCUUUAAUAGCCUUUCAAAUGAAAGUCCAGCUGGCUUGUCCAUGCGUGGACCAAAGGGGGCGGGGCCAACCUGGAGUGGUUUUAAUAGUAAUAAUGCCUGGGAUUUAUAUAGUGCUUUUCUAAGUACCCCAAGUCGCUUUACAUGUAGAACCCAUCAUUCAUUGACACCUGGUUUUACUCCAAGAAAAGUAACUCUGUCCUAGAGUGUCAUGUGACCUGUCCUGUCUUUGGGUCUUUUAGUGGAAUCUUCUUUUUCUCCCUGUUGAUUGCAAACGCACCUUCUUAAUAAACCUGCUCUUUGGAGUGCAGAGCAAGGUGUUGUUUUGUUGCCGUGACGUCCUGCAUCAGCAGCACUCUGCUGACUUGCACUCGCCAGGAUUAAGCGCUGGGAAUUAAAAGGAGAGCGAGCACCCGCCGCGUGCCCGACACUCUCACGUCUCCGCCGUGGACAGCUGCACGCAGCGCCAUGACCCAGAAGGCGGUCCUCAUCACGGGAUGCUCCUCGGGCAUCGGCCUCUCGCUCGCCACGCGCAUCGCCAAGGACGAGAAGAAGAGGUUCAUGGUCUACGCCACCAUGCGGAACCUGAGCAAGGGCGAGGCGCUGGUGGAGGCGUCCGGUCGCAGCCUGGGUCGCACUCUGGAGAUCAAGCAGCUGGACGUGUGUGACGAGGCGUCCAUCAAAGCCUGCGUGGACAGUCUGCCCGAGCGCAGGGUGGACGUCCUGAUCAGUAACGCCGGCAUGGGCCUGAUCGGACCCAUCGAGUGCCAGUCCAUCCAGGAGAUGAAGACCGUCAUGGACACCAACUUCUUUGGACUGGUCAGGCUGCUCAAGGAGAUCCUUCCUGACAUGAAGCGACGCAAGAAAGGUCACAUUGUGGUCAUCAGCAGCGUCAUGGGCAUACAAGGAAUCCUCUUCAAUGACGUCUACGCCGCAUCCAAGUUCGCCGUGGAGGGGUUCUGUGAGAGUUUGGCCGUGCAAGCUCUGAGGUUUAGUCUCAACAUCAGUCUGAUCGAGCCUGGUCCCGUCAUCACAGAGUUUGAGCGUAAAGUGUACGAAGAAGGCCUGAAGACGGACCUCAGCGGUGCAGACAAAGUGACAGCAGACAUGUUCACCAACAUCUACCUGAAGAACUACAAACAAAUAUUUGAAACACUCGGUCAGACGGCCGAGGACGUGGCCGAGCACACGCUGAAGAUCAUCACCAUGGACAACCCGCCUUUCCGCCACCAGACCAACACGCUCUACACCCCCAUGACCACGCUCAAGUACGCCGACCCCAACGGCGACCUGCCCAUCGACACCUUCUACAAGAUGGUGUUUGAGCACGACAAGGUCUUCAACGCCAGCCUCAACUUCCUCAAGCUGCUGCGCUGGAGGAGCAGGAAGAGCUUCACCAGCGACAAGAGCAACUGAGCACCUCCAUCUUGGCUCCUCAAUGCAUCAUCUCAAUGUAUCAUCUCCAUAUGAGAAAUGAUUGAAGUAUUUAUUCCACUGUGUACCUAAUGAAGUGGCCGCUCUGUGCAGCAGUAAAUGAGAUAAUAGAAGAA